Molecule: messenger RNA, 1159 nt
Organism: Poeciliopsis prolifica (blackstripe livebearer)
Lineage: Eukaryota; Metazoa; Chordata; Actinopteri; Cyprinodontiformes; Poeciliidae
Product: RING finger protein 212B-like
Exons: 14
Coding region: 222-1004 (260 amino acids)
Biological process (GO): protein sumoylation; homologous chromosome pairing at meiosis; reciprocal meiotic recombination
Cellular component (GO): synaptonemal complex
Molecular function (GO): SUMO transferase activity
Source: RefSeq, a predicted model, not a curated record
AGCUUCGCCGUCUCUACGUCACUUGACCAAUCAAAGUGGACUUAAGCCUCUUACCGAAAUUCAAUUGGUAAGCUUAAUGUACGGAAGCAGGUUUUUUUCCUGGACAAAAGGAUAGCCAGGGCCGGAUGUAGGAGACCGUGGGCCGCUGGGCUGGAGCUACAUUUGGUUACCACCCCACAGAGGCUCCUUUUUUGUUACUCCGGAGACGGUAGAAGUCAAAGAUGGACUGGUUCCACUGCAACCAGUGCUUCAAGAAAAGCGGGUCGAAGUUCGCUGUGUCGAGCUGUGGCCACAUCUCCUGCGAAGCUUGCAUUAAAUCAAAGCAGUGCAGUACAUGUGGGGUGGCCUGCAGUUAUCUGCCCAUCACUGAUCAGAUGAAGCCACAGGAAAAGGUGUUUUUCAUGGACCCUGGAAAGCUCAUCCAGGCAAGGAUGGAAAACAUAUCGCAGAUUGCCAUUUUCCAGCAGAAGCAGAUGGAGAGAGUCAUGGUACACUUUAAGAACAAAUCCAGUGAACUGGAGAGGCAUUUGGAAGAGGUUUCUGAGCAGGGUUACAGACAACUGUCAGAGCUGAAAAGAGAGAACGGUGAGCUGAAGAAGCAGCUGUCAGAGCUGAAAAGAGAGAACGGAGAGUUGAAGAAGCAGCUGUUGGAGCUGCAAAGAGAAACUGCCGAACUGAAAAAGCCACUCUCUCAAAGGAGGGUUUCUCCUGGACAGUACCAAACUACUGGCGCUCAGAGGGUUUCGCUCCCAGUUGGCGUCACCUCACCAGUUACUCCUCGAUCAAGAGCAGUGAGUCAUGUAGGCUCCGGAGAGUCUCAGAGGUGGAGCAGGGAUAGAGGCAUUUCUCUCACUACUCCUGGAUCCAUCGCUUCCAUCUCCAGCCACAGCUCUCUUCAUGAAUUCAGAACGUCACCAUCUUUUGGCACUCCGACAAGAUCCCAGACCUCUGCUUUCCAGUUCCCAUUUAUGAAUGGAAUCUCACUUCACUCACCCAGACAGUGAAUAACUCACCGCUCUUGCUGGGAAUGCCUUUGAUGUGAAUGACACCGACUAGUUGAUUUCUGUACGUGAGCCUGGCCAACAUUCUUAAUCUUUGUAUUCCCCAAUGUCGAAAUACCUGGCCGUAUUGUUCACCUGGAUUAAAACCUCUAUGUAAA